UUCUUCUCUCUUUACAUAAACACACCAAUCCACUUAACUUUCUCUAAACAUCAUCAAAACAAACAAUUCUCUAAAACGUAAAACACACAAAAAAACGCAGGAAGUUUAAUACAAAAUCCUCUGAACAAAAGAUGAGUUCUACUAGCAUAGCAUGGACGGUGGCAGUGAGCAUUGGAGCCGUAGAGGCGUUAAAAGACCAACUAGGUCUUUGUCGUUGGAACUACAUACUCCGGUCUGUGAAUCAUCAUCUCCGGAACAACGUUAGAUCUGUUUCUCAAGGGAAAAGGCUUUCGUCUUCUGUCUCUGUUGCGGUUAUCUCCUCUGCUGAGAGUGAGAAGGCUAAGAAGGCUGAAGAAUCGCUUAGAACUGUCAUGUACUUGAGCUGUUGGGGUCCUAAUUAAAAUUUUGUAUAAUAUAUAGUUUUUAUACUUCUAUAAAAAUUCAUUGAAACAUUA
Molecule: messenger RNA, 455 nt
Organism: Camelina sativa (false flax)
Lineage: Eukaryota; Viridiplantae; Streptophyta; Magnoliopsida; Brassicales; Brassicaceae
Source: RefSeq, a predicted model, not a curated record